CUCCUUCCAACAGCCGUUACACAGGUGUAGACUAACAGUGAAAUGCUUACUUACGAGUGGGUCCAUUUCCAACAAUGCAGAGUUACAGAUAAGAUUCAAAAUUAAAUAAAAACGAUGCAGUAUGAAACAGCGAGAAUGUGAAUUAAUAUACCGGCAUGAAUAUACUUAAGAGAAAUAGUGGGAGAAUGAGUGUCUUAAUGUGUGUGCUAAUAAAAUAGACAGGGAUAGUUUGUGUAAGAGAGCGAGAGAGAGAGAGAGACCAACCCCCUGAAUACAGCAAGCCAUGUGUCUGCUUUAUGCCCACUAGAUUUACAGAGCAGCUUUUAUCAGAUCAAGGCAGAGAGAGAGUGGAGAGGAGAAGAAAGAAGAGAGAAAGAGAGAACACAGAGCAAGAUAUUGUAGUUUAAGAGAGGGGGACAGAGAGCAGACAGUUUAAAGAAAAGGACAGACUUCCAGCGCAGCAGCCAGCAGCAGCAGAGGCAGCAUACUGAUCCUCCACACAGUAACCUAGCUGUCCAGCCUGCCCCCCAGCCUGACCUCUCUCCACCCCAGCAAACAGCUGUCCAGCGACAAGAGAAAGAGGGGGGGCUCGACACACCAGGGAGCAGAAGGAGAGGAUCCCACUCGUCCCAUCCCACUGCAGCCUGCACUAAAAACGUCUCGAGCUGUGGCUUGGAAAGCAGACAGACAGACAGGCACAGGUGCUGCAGACGGCAGUCAUAGGGUAGGAGGAGACUACAGUUCCAGAGAGGAAUAGCUAGCUCGAGCUUCAGCCAGCACCAGUGAGUCCGGGAACCACACGCUACACACACCUCUUCAGCAGUCAGCACUAGGACUGAAGACCUUCAGGAGGACAGUGGACACCUCCUUCUGACACGAACCAGGACCUCAUCACAGGGAUUACAAAAGGAAAGUGGCCUGUUGACCACUCUGCAACGUCAUAGACAACACUGGUGAGAACUUGGACUCCUGCUCAACUUGGAUUUCCUGAUUAAUGACACAAAGAUCGAACCUAUCUUCGGAGCAGGCAAAGACAACACAGCCGUUUCAUUGAGAAUGUAAUUCCACCAUCUCCGCAGGGAGACCUUGUGUUCAAUGUGAAGUUCUUCACCAGUCCUAACGUUCUAGGAGUAUUCUCCUCCCUUUGUCCUUUAUCUCUGAGCUCUAUUCAACAGUGACCACCAUGCCUGCCAAAGCACCCAUCUACCUGAAGUCCAACAACAGCAAGAAAGGCAAGAAGUGUCGUCUGAGGGACAUCCUGUCCCCAGACAUGAUCAGUCCACCGCUGGGGGACUUUCGCCACACCAUUCACAUCGGAAAGGGCGGCGAGAGGGACGCCUUCGGGGACAUGUCCUUCCUCCAGGGGAAGUUUGAGCUCCUGCCUGGGAAAGGUGAGGUGUUCCGUCCGCAAUACGGCGUCCACAAUGAGUUCCUGCGGGCCAACAGUGCAUCUGAUGCCCAGUUCACCGAGACGCCCUCUCCGGUUCUGAAGAACGCCAUCUCGCUUCCUUCUAUCGGGGGGUGCCAGGCCCUCACCUUGCCCCUCCUCUCCACCAAUAUGUUCUCUAUGCCCGUUAAGGAACCACUGGAGAGCAUGGUAGGGCGGGUUCCUACCCCUCCCCUAGGGGGCCCAGAUGGGACUGAUAAACUGGGGAUCCUGGAGAUGGAAACCCUGUUGUGUUCCAUUGAGGUCUUAAGCAGCAACCACACCAAACCUCCUACAGAGGUCACAACCAAACCAGACGUCCUGCUGGAUCUGAUAGAGAAACCAGAGAAGCCAAAGACAAAGAAAUUCUUCAAAAGCAAUUAUGAAAAUGAUAAUAUUGAGAGCGGUUAUGAAAAGCCUACACCAACCUACUACAUCAACGGCAACAUCAAUGGCACCUGCAAUGGUAACGAAAGCUUCAACGGCAACGGCAACUGCAAUGGCUUGGGAAGCUUUAACAAUGACAUUACCCUCUGCUAUGAGAAAGCGCUCUCUGACUGCAAUGGAGACUGGGUGGACAGGGACAGCGGGGUGGACGAGGGGCGCAUUUGCGACAUUGACUUUGAAUUCUGCAAUGACAAGAGGGUGUCACAGGAUUCCAUCUCCCACAUCACUGGUUCCCUUUUGUCACUUGAACUCGAUUUGGGCCCAUCCAUUCUUGAUGAUGUACUCAACAUUAUGGGUGACCCCAAGGUAAUGAGCAGACCUUGAACAAUGCUCAGGCUAGUGAGUUGAAAGGGAAAUAUAGAACUUAAGAGAGAACUAUGAGAAAAGACUCACAAACCUGUCAAAAUAUUGUCCAUGGCAUGUGAAUAUUAUUGUGAUGGAAAUUCACUUCGGUAUGCAGCGCUGCUUUGUGUCGUUAUUUUCUGAAAUACGUUUCUGUCUUAGCUUCCUUAGGGUUUCAAUGCUUUUUCUGUUUGUGCUUUGUGCUACAGGCAUGAGAGAUGCAUGCGCUGUUGAAUUACAACUAAACCCCAGCCUAUUUUGCAAUCUAUUUUAGUGUUUUUUUAGUGUUUUUAUCCCGGCUUUAGCUGUAGAUAAAAAAAGAUACGUGUUCUGAAGAAGUUAUUGCUUUGAUACACAAUCUAAAGCUCUGUUUCUCAAUAUCUAAAUAUAAUGCAUCUUGGUGACUUUUAAUGUGUUUAUCAAAGCACUAUUUUGUUUGUCACAUGACCAUUUUAUUAACAAAACUACAAAGAUCCUAUGUAUACUAUACAGUACUUGUGUUUUUGUUUUAUAGCGUUAAUAAAUAAAAAUGUGUCCUUUUUCCCCCCUA
Molecule: messenger RNA, 2765 nt
Organism: Oncorhynchus mykiss (rainbow trout)
Lineage: Eukaryota; Metazoa; Chordata; Actinopteri; Salmoniformes; Salmonidae
Gene: cdc42ep3
Product: CDC42 effector protein (Rho GTPase binding) 3
Biological process (GO): Rho protein signal transduction; positive regulation of pseudopodium assembly; regulation of cell shape
Cellular component (GO): plasma membrane; cytoskeleton; cytoplasm
Molecular function (GO): small GTPase binding
Source: RefSeq, a predicted model, not a curated record